GAACUCUCAGUCAGCAGUCAGGUUCACGGUCCCCCGAGGAGGUAUUUCUGCUCCCCUCCCUGUAUUCACUUUUCUGCAUUUUAUUUUUUAUCAAUAUGUCUCCCUCCACGUCCCCACGGUUCUUCACGGAGAGGGAGGUGGCCCGCCACUGCUCCAAGGACUCCUGCUGGGUGCGUCUGGGGACCAGGGUCUACGACGUGACCUCUUUCUUGCGGAUGCACCCGGGCGGGGAGGCGCUGAUACUCCGGAGGUCAGGGAAGGACGUAAGCGGGGAGAUGGAAGGACCCCCACACCGGCACUCGGAGAACGCACGGCGAUGGAUGGAGCAGUACUAUAUCGGGGAGCUGGACAGGGACAGUGGCACCGAGGAGGCACAG
Messenger RNA from Notothenia coriiceps (black rockcod), 377 nucleotides. RefSeq names its product fatty acid 2-hydroxylase-like. Gene Ontology annotation, cellular component: intracellular membrane-bounded organelle; membrane. The record is from RefSeq and is a predicted model, not a curated record. The transcript has a single exon. The annotation marks the transcript as partial. Gene Ontology annotation, molecular function: heme binding. Lineage: Eukaryota; Metazoa; Chordata; Actinopteri; Perciformes; Nototheniidae.